GCCCAGUAUGGACGGCUCGAUGUCCUGGUCAACAAUGCUGCGAUGAGCUCGAUGAAGCAUCCGCCAAGUCGGGAGGCAAUGCGCCAGAUUCUGGAUGUAAAUGUGGUCGGAGCACUCAGCACGACAGAAGCAUUUCUCGACCUGCUUCGAAACUCCUCUGAGAAGCGUCUCGUAUUUGUCUCUUCGAGCACAGGCUCCAUUAGUCGUGCGGCAGACCCCUCAUCUCCCUUCCACAUAGCCAGUGCCACUGAGUAUCGAGCCAGCAAGGCUGCACUGAAUAUGAUGAUGGUCUUGUACAUGUGCCGUCUCAAGGAUGAAGGUUUCAAAGUGUUUGGAGCAGAUCCAGGGUUGUGUGCCACGAACCUCACCGGUGAUCCUGAAUCUCUUCGACGACGAAAUGCUGCAGAGCCAUCUGAUGGAGGGGAGAGGGUGGCGACGGUGGUGAAAGGGGAGCGAGAUGCGGAUGUUGGAAAGGUGUUGGGAGUAUAUGGAGUAUCUCCAUUCUGAAUGAUUUUGAUUGUAUCACCAGUCCGUGUAUCUCAGUCUGUAUACCACUGUCAUCGAGUAUGUUG
Messenger RNA from Aspergillus welwitschiae, 572 nucleotides. RefSeq lists its product as uncharacterized. The record is from RefSeq and is a predicted model, not a curated record. The coding region runs from base 43 to 507 and encodes 154 amino acids. The transcript has a single exon. Lineage: Eukaryota; Fungi; Ascomycota; Eurotiomycetes; Eurotiales; Aspergillaceae.